Molecule: messenger RNA, 511 nt
Organism: Toxorhynchites rutilus septentrionalis
Lineage: Eukaryota; Metazoa; Arthropoda; Insecta; Diptera; Culicidae
Product: protein lin-32-like
Exons: 1
Coding region: 23-457 (144 amino acids)
Molecular function (GO): protein dimerization activity
Source: RefSeq, a predicted model, not a curated record
CACGCGAACGCAAGACGAAACUAUGUCGGAGUUUUGCUACUAUCCUUCACCACCAUACAGUGACGACGUCCGCUCGCCAAGUCCACUCCGUUUGGAACCCCAGCAGUACAUUCCGCUGACUUCGUUGGAGUACUAUUCGGCGGGUGUGAACAUCAGAGUGGAAACUUGCGAACGGAUUAUCACUCCUGCCUGGAUUCAACCCAGCCCAGUUACGGAGGUGACCGAAAACCCAAGGAACGCCGCCACCAAGAGGAAAGUAACUCCACCAGUUGUCAAGAUAAAGCGACGUAUUGCGGCGAACUUCCGGGAACGGAAACGGAUGCUUGCGUUGAAUGAAGCGUUCGAUCGACUGAGACAAUAUCUACCCACCAUUGGAAAUGAUCGACAGCUCUCGAAGCACGAGACACUUCAAAUGGCCCAGAGUUACAUUACGGCGCUCACUGAGCUCCUCAAGUAAGGCUAUUUUUUUAUGUGAAUAAUCUAGAUAAGUUCAGUUAUGUUAGCGAAAAAG